Messenger RNA from Callorhinus ursinus (northern fur seal), 1403 nucleotides. It is a transcript of the gene SLC29A2, whose product is annotated as solute carrier family 29 member 2. Lineage: Eukaryota; Metazoa; Chordata; Mammalia; Carnivora; Otariidae. Gene Ontology annotation, biological process: hypoxanthine transport; guanine transport; adenine transport. The record is from RefSeq and is a predicted model, not a curated record. Gene Ontology annotation, cellular component: plasma membrane; basolateral plasma membrane. Gene Ontology annotation, molecular function: nucleoside transmembrane transporter activity.
AUGGCGCGAGGAGACGCCCCACAGGACAGCUACCACCUGGUCGGGAUCAGCUUCUUUAUCCUGGGCCUGGGCACGCUUCUUCCCUGGAACUUCUUCAUUACGGCCAUCCCGUACUUCCAGGGGCGGCUGGCAGGGGCCAACACCACCACCGGGACUCUGGACACCAACCACACAGGCCCUGCAGACACCUUCAACUUCAACAACUGGGUGACGCUGCUGUCCCAGCUGCCCCUGCUGCUCUUCACACUCCUCAACUCCUUCUUGUACCAGUGCAUCCCUGAGAUGGUGCGGAUUCUGGGCAGCCUGCUUGUCAUCCUGCUGCUCUUUGCCCUGACGGCGGCGUUGGUCAAGGUGGACAUGAGCCCUGGGCCCUUCUUCUCCAUCACCAUGGCCUCUGUUUGGUUCAUCAACUCCUUCUGUGCAGUUCUGCAGGGCAGUCUCUUCGGGCAGCUGGGCACCAUGCCUUCCACCUACAGCACCCUCUUCCUCAGCGGCCAGGGCCUGGCUGGGAUCUUCGCUGCCCUGGCCAUGCUCAUGUCCAUGGCCAGUGGCGUGGAUGCCCAGACCUCCGCCCUGGGGUACUUCAUCACACCCUGCGUGGGCACCUUCAUGGCCAUCCUGUGCUACCUGAGCCUGCCCCACCUGGAGUUUGCCCGCUACUACCUAUCCAAGAAACCAUCGCAGGCGCCAGGUCAGGAGCUGGAGACCAAAGCCGAGCUCCUCCAGUCUGAUGAGAAGAACAGUAUCCCAAAUAGCCCCCAGAAGGUAGCCCUGACUCUGGAUCUGGACGCUGAGAAGGAGCCAGAGCUGGAGCCAGAGGAGCCCCAGAAGCCAGGAAAACCUUCAGUUUUCAUUGUCUUCCAAAAGAUCUGGCUGACGGCGCUGUGCCUUGUGCUGGUCUUCACCGUCACUCUGUCCGUGUUCCCUGCGAUCACGGCCAUGGUGACCAGCUCCACCAGUCCUGGGAAGUGGAGUCAGUUCUUCAACCCCAUCUGCUGCUUCCUUCUCUUCAACAUCAUGGACUGGGUGGGACGGAGCCUGACCUCCUACUUCCUGUGGCCAGAUGAGGACAGCCGGCUGCUGCCCCUGCUUGUCUGCCUGCGCAUCCUCUUCGUGCCGCUCUUCAUGCUGUGCCACGUGCCCGAGAGGUCCCGGCUGCCCAUUCUCUUCCCACAGGAUGCCUACUUCAUCACUUUCAUGCUGCUCUUCGCUGUUUCCAACGGUUACCUGAUGUCCCUCACCAUGUGCCUGGCGCCCAGGCAGGUGCUGCCACAUGAGAGGGAGGUGGCCGGCACCCUCAUGACCUUCUUCCUGGCCCUGGGGCUCUCCUGUGGAGCCGCCUUCUCCUUCCUGUUUAAGGCUCUGCUCUGAAGUGCUCCAUCCAGAGUUCGCCCACAACUCUC